AUGACGUUCCGUGAGAAGGUCAAGCGGGUGUUCCGCUCCAGCUCCAAAUCCAAAAAUGAUGGGAAGCCCAAGAUCGAAUAUUACAAACGACAUGAGUGCCCCCCUUCUAAAUUCCGUGGUCCAUUCGACCGUGCCCACCAAAGAAGCCUAGCCGCUUGGUCCUUCGAAGGGGCAAUGGUCGAGAGAACUCGUUCAUUUGAACUCUCCGUGUCGCCCUGUGACCCCUGUGAGAGUGACGGUUACUCCCGUCCAUCCGAUACAGAAGACUCGGUCUCUCCGGAUGAUGCAGCCGUCGUCGAUCCAGUCUCCUCCAAUCCAGAGGUCCCUGCGGAAUCUUCGCCACGCGCGGCUGACUCCGGCUCUCAGUCCUCCACCAUCCUCAACCCCUCCAGUUACAGUGGCUCAAUGAUGACUCUUAUAAACGAGGGCUCUAUCUACGAGAUCCCGGAGGAUUCAAAGGACCCGAAGUUCUUUUUAAAGGAGUCAAUUCGCUAUUCAUCACCCCUCGUCCGCGCCAUCUCGCCCGCUAUGUCCCCGUGCGUCAUGUCCGCCAGAAAGGAACUCCCUUUCUCACCCGAGGAUCUCGCCCGCGCCCUGGUCGCCAUCCAGGUCUGUGGCUGA
This is a messenger RNA of Penicillium griseofulvum, 621 nucleotides long. RefSeq lists its product as uncharacterized. Lineage: Eukaryota; Fungi; Ascomycota; Eurotiomycetes; Eurotiales; Aspergillaceae. The coding region runs from base 1 to 621 and encodes 206 amino acids. The transcript is spliced from 2 exons. The record is from RefSeq and is a predicted model, not a curated record.